AAAUACACCUUUACGUUACGAGUCUCAAAUCGUGGCAGACUGAAACAUUCUCAAAGAAGCAAUCAAUGGAGGGUGGCAGCAACGCCGAUGACUUUGCCGUGGGGUGCUUACUCUCCAUCAAAACCACUCUUGGUGACGAAUUCGAUGGCCAGGUCAUUGCCUUUGACCGCUUCUCCAACAUGCUCGUACUUCAAGAGGGUUUGAAAUCUGGGCCUCGUAGAAAUAUCAGGCUGUUGAAGGCCAAUUAUAUAAAAGAUUUUUCUUAUUGGGGACAAGCAGAAGAUCCACUUGAUGUCAAGAAUUGUUUCCUUGAUAUUAAUGCUCUUCAAGCUAGAGAGGAAUUGGCUGUUAGGCAAGCAGAGGCUGGUGCUGAGAGAAUUGGAGUGGGUGUUACAAGUGAGGCCCAGAAAAUUUUUGACGCUUUGUCUAAAACGCUUCCAGUGCGCUGGGACAAGACUGUCAUAUUUGUGAUGAAUGAAGUGCGUGUUAGCAGUCCUUAUGUACCUGAAUCUGUUAGUGGAGGAACUGCUGCUGCCAAUGAGCGGGUUAAGAAAGUGUUGCAGGCACAAGUCACUUUCUGUGGGUACCUCAGCUGAAAUCUUUUAGUGCCUUUCCCUUAUGGGUUUUGUUUUCAGGCGUUUUCUAUUUGAUGCUUGUCUCUUAACAUUGUAACCAGUGAUGAUUGAGCGCUACUUGAUUCGACUUUACAGAUGAAAGUUGAAUUGUGUAAAAUUAAGAUGCAGGUCGUUAGUUGAAUGAGAACUUGUCAUGCAUGCUGAUUCAGGUU
Molecule: messenger RNA, 787 nt
Organism: Mangifera indica (mango)
Lineage: Eukaryota; Viridiplantae; Streptophyta; Magnoliopsida; Sapindales; Anacardiaceae
Exons: 5
Coding region: 66-596 (176 amino acids)
Source: RefSeq, a predicted model, not a curated record